AUGAAAAAGAAUAAAACGAGUGUGUUGGUACCCAAUAAGAGGAAUUUCAUCUCUAAAGUCUACAAUUUAAAAAAGAUGUCAGGCUUUGGUAAUUUAAUUGAACGAAAAUUUUAUCAAGUGAAAUCACAUGUUGGUGGUGGUGAACGAACAGUCGACUCUGAUGUUCAAUACUCGAAGAAUAAGUUGACAGAAUCACACAAGAAGUUUAAGAACAUCUUAACAGUAACUCAGAAAUUGGCAUCAACAAUUCAUGCCACUAAUUUAAUGCAGGUGGAAGUUUUAACAACCCUAAGUGAUA
Molecule: messenger RNA, 298 nt
Organism: Entamoeba invadens IP1
Lineage: Eukaryota; Evosea; Mastigamoebida; Endamoebidae
Product: SH3 domain containing protein
Exons: 1
Source: RefSeq, a predicted model, not a curated record